CCACCACCACCACCACCACCACCACGGCCGCCGCCGCCGCCGCUAUCAUCAUCGAUUCGCCGCUGGCAUAAUAAAACAAAAAGUAAAACAAAUCAAACACAGAAAAGGAUACGAAGGCGCGAGACUGUGUGGGCCUGUCCUUUGCGCCUCUCUUAUCAGUAUCCCUGCCGGCCGAGCCUGGCAAUCCCCGUUCCCCAUGCCAGCCCCUACUCUGGACUGGGCCGUGGCGCUCCAGCCCGUAUCAAUCUUAUCUGCUCUUUCAUUGACUGCUUCUCGUUUUUCUGGCUGCUGCAGUGCUUCCAUAACCCAUGUACAAUCAAGUCCUCGACCUUCUCGUACCACCACGCCUGACCGUUGGGACAACUACACAUCUAUCAAUCUAUUGACCCUACACGGCGGACGGCGCCAUCUGCAAACACGGUUCGCACAGGCAGGUGAAUCAAAUUGCUACAUGCCGUUGCAGCCUGCCCUGUCUCCAUCCAAGAAUCCCGUUGGUCCCCCUUUCUCGUGCCUGUCGCGCUGUUCAUCUUGUUCUUUACUUUUCCGGUAG
Molecule: messenger RNA, 550 nt
Organism: Periconia digitata
Lineage: Eukaryota; Fungi; Ascomycota; Dothideomycetes; Pleosporales; Periconiaceae
Source: the annotation of a GenBank genome assembly